Molecule: messenger RNA, 1163 nt
Organism: Xyrauchen texanus (razorback sucker)
Lineage: Eukaryota; Metazoa; Chordata; Actinopteri; Cypriniformes; Catostomidae
Product: caspase activity and apoptosis inhibitor 1-like
Source: RefSeq, a predicted model, not a curated record
UUUGUUUAAAGGAGGACGCUCGGUAUACUGCAGCCUUCAAAGGACGCAACCUCCGGACACAAACAGAGCGUCUGCAUGACGUCAUCAGUGUGCGACUGAAAAGAUGCAGGAGGGAAAGAAACGAGAGAAAGAAAAGAAGCGGAGACAUUCUGAGCGAGAAUACAGUGAUGGCGAGAGAAAGAAGAGAAGAAACACUGAAUCCAGCACAGAGGACCCCAGAGAGGAGACGGGACAGUCAGAGGUUCCUCAGGAGCCCAGUGAUCUGGAGGAGGGCGGACUGGACCUGAACAAGUCUUUCAAACCCAUCAGUGACUACAUGCAGGACCGCAAAGAGAUGCUGGAACAGUGUUUCCUCGUGCUGGGAGAGAAUAAACUCAAGAAGAUGCUUCCGGAUGAACUGAAGGACUGUUCUUUUCAUGAGAUUAAGAAACUGUGCUUGGAUCAGUUACAGCAGCUUUCUGACAGUCAUCUGCUGGAGAUUUUGGAGGGUAAAGAGUUAACGGUUUCUGCAACUGCUGAUGAGAAGAAGAAUUCUACAGACAGUCAGCAAGACAGUAACGUGGACUCCACUUCAUCUCUGAGAGAAAAUACUCAAACAGAAGAAAAACAAGGUGCAGGUUCUGGAGAGGACAGUGAUGUUCUGAGCAUCAACGCAGAUAUUGACGACAGUGACAUUGAAGGUCACAAAGACGUCAAACCUGAAAAAAUGGCAUCCAGAGAGGAAGCUCUGCCCCCCGCACCCGUCCAAUCAGCUGAGCCGAAGGUGGAGCUUCAGCAGGACAUCGACAGAAGCGUCAGUGAGAUUCUGGCUUUGACCUCCACUGAAACCAGCAAAGAUCUGCCGGGAGCAUCACUGGAGAAACCAGCCAGCCCAGAAACCGCUGCUGUCGCUCCAAAAGAGCAGCCGUCUGUUCAGCAGCUGGAGUUACUGGAGCUGGAAAUGAGAGCCAGAGCCAUUAAAGCGCUCAUGAAAGCCAGUGAGAUCAAGAAACGCACGGAGAGCCAACUACACUGAAGGUCAUUUAGACUCAAAACUUGCUGAACUUUCAAGACCUUUCUGAAUGUUCCCGUUUGUCUCCAAUAGUACUUUUAUUUCCAAAAAUGUUCCAACUGUAUUUGUAUAAACAUUUCAUUUAUCUUUACAAAUAAAUUGUACAUUUAUA